This is a messenger RNA of Vavraia culicis subsp. floridensis, 537 nucleotides long. RefSeq lists its product as uncharacterized. The transcript has a single exon. Bases 1 to 537 code for a protein of 178 amino acids. The record is from RefSeq and is a predicted model, not a curated record. Lineage: Eukaryota; Fungi; Microsporidia; Pleistophoridae.
AUGGCAUCAAUAGCACUGCCACCGCUUCUUUUCUCACCGAUGCAAAUUAACGCAUUUGAUUUCGUUGCCCCUAUGCCAGCUUACUUCCACAGCACGCCCACAUCCCGGUUUUACGUUUCAUCAACACUCGCAAAUAACGCUGAGGACAGUAACUCGCUAAAAGUUAUCAGCAACCGCGGUGUUUUCAAACACCAUCUUGAGAAAUAUUUCGGUCCCUUGUUCAAGCAUCCGAAGUGCCAACUCGUUGUAAAAGUUCAUAUUUUUAAAGGAACUGAGGAGUGCUUUGGCGAGCUGGUGAGCGCUGUAUCGAUAACUGUUUUGCAAGUUGGUGUUCCUCUGUCGUAUUUUCUGGUCGGAAUCACGCUUUGCGAUGCCAUGCGCAUGUAUCAUUUGGUGCUGCGCAAUAAUUGCAGGUUGAUUGGAAUCUUUGGGAACGGAGAGUUUGACAAAAAGUGGUUGGAGGUAGUUGAGGUGAAGUGUAGGGAAGAAGUGGAGAGAAUACGGGGUGUGUUAAACGAGGUUAUGGCGAAGAGAUGA